Molecule: messenger RNA, 8807 nt
Organism: Nilaparvata lugens (brown planthopper)
Lineage: Eukaryota; Metazoa; Arthropoda; Insecta; Hemiptera; Delphacidae
Product: E3 ubiquitin-protein ligase HUWE1-like
Exons: 37
Coding region: 12-6920 (2302 amino acids)
Biological process (GO): protein polyubiquitination; positive regulation of protein catabolic process; proteasome-mediated ubiquitin-dependent protein catabolic process
Cellular component (GO): nucleus
Molecular function (GO): ubiquitin-protein transferase activity
Source: RefSeq, a predicted model, not a curated record
AGCAACCGUAAAUGGAUACAGAAGACGAAACCCACUUCAGCUCAGCUAUCUCGCUGGAUGACCAAGCAGAGAGUUGUGGUACAUCUGCUCCAAAUCGCAUAGCAGAACUUGAGUCUGCUGAUGAUAUGCAGACCUUGAUAGACAACUUUCGUUUUAACCUUGUGGAGACCUGCGUUGGUAUGUUGGAGGACAUCCCAGACUAUGCUCAGAACGACAUAAUUUACCACUCUGCCCAGCUGAUCAAGGUUAACAUGCUGCGUAAUGGCGAAGAGUACACUUACAGUAUUCUCGAAUCUCUCAGCAACAUUGUAAAUGCAAGAGUUGCACACCUUAUUGACCUUAUUGACCUCAUGAACAUUGAGGACUCAGACCAUUUCAGCGCGCCGGAUUCCUUGCACGUAUAUUCAGUGAUUGCUCUGUACAAACUGAUCUUCCAGGAGAUCAAACAGCCGUGUGCGGAGAUUGCGCACUCGAGUCAUAUGAUAGACAACCUUGUCAAACUUCUAUGCCGAGGGACUGAGGUGAUGGCAAAAUAUAAGCACAUGACCACACCAAGAUGGAUGGCAUCCAUUUUGCAACUUCUCGAUUUGAUGGAGAAGGUCUCUUUGACCACCAGACGCAAAAGCACAAUGCACGAUCUAACUGUCGAUGAAUGGAAAUGGUUUGAUCUGGGCUCUGGCAGAUGGAACUGCUACCAAGGCCAGUACAAUAAAGCUGUAGACUCGGCUUAUUGGGCAGGCAGAAAAUUCUGUAAAUUGCUCCACAAUCAACGCAACUACACGAUGGUGUUCACAAACAUGAUGCAGACAAAUGAAGAGACGGGCGAGACUCGUCCCAUAAUGAGGAGUUACAUAACACCCAAAAACGCACACAAGCAGAAGAAACAUGAGCCCUCUAUAGACGACGUUAAUGGGCCAAUCUUGUUUGUUGGUGAGCCAAGCCAACUUGAAUCCUCCGACGAUUGCUUUUUUGCACACCUGGGCAACACAAAACCCGUCGAGGGCAUUCCCGAGAGGCACAUCCAAACCAUAAUGAAUGCGGCAGUGACCCUUCUGAAAUGUACCGACAACAAAGAAACUAUUCAGGCGGCACUGGUGUUGUGCGUCCGCUUCUCACGCGACUUCAAAUUCGCACAAUUUGUCGCCGAAAAUGAUGUGGUCAAGACUCUACUAAGUCUCAAAAGUGCAACGCCAUUUAUUGGCUUUGAAACCCUGGCGACCAUACUCAUCCGACACAUUUUGGAAGAACCAGCAACAUUGCAAGUUGCUUUCGAGAAGGUGUUGAGAGCAAAGACUCUGCCCAAUAUCCCGUCAUCGUACAAGGAACUGAAUUUCAUCCUACGUGAGUGCAGUGCGGCUGUAUGUCGUGACAUGCACGCUUUCAAGAAAGUGUCCGAAAACAUUUUGCGUGUCGAUCACGAAGCCUGUGUAAGGAAAGCUGCGGAUCCCAAAGAGGUGCGCCUUCUAAUGAAAUCCCUACAGAUUUACACAAAUAAGAGAAAGAAAAAGCCUUCGAGUAGGGAGGUCGAUGACAGUACCAGAAGGACUGUUUAUGAUUUGCUCAAUGCUCUCGUGGUUGAGAUUGAAGAAAAAGAUCCAGAUGAACCAGCGCCAUCUGGGGCCCCAACAUCUCCCAGCGAACGUACAUUUGCAAAUUUGAAUCCAAUGGAGGCGCACAGCCAUCAGCGCCAUAUGAUGAACCACUUGGCAAAUAUCGUGAACGGCUUUGAUGAACAUGACCACCACAUCCAACUACCUCCACAUCCGACUAGCAACAACAUUGAAGAUUUCACUCAAAUGACUGGCCGAAAGAAGAACAAAGUUCCACUGAUGUCCAAGUCAUGUAUUCUGAAAAUCCUGAGCGAUGCUGUGCGCUCAUACAACACUAUUGCAUUGUUGAUUACGGAGUAUAGUUUUUCCGGACAUAAAAACUCUGCUGUUAAAGAGGAUUGUACGGCAAUUGCGUACAUACUCGACAACUUGUUGAUCCAAGAAGAGGGAAUGACCGAUACUGAACGCCCCAACCUGGCCAGAGGACUCAUAGCAGCCGUGGCCUCCUGCAACCACUCGCCAGACGCUCAAAUGACUCUGGUUGAUGAGGUGAAAUCCGCUCUGAACAGGGCAUUGGCAAUGAAAGAAAGUGACAGAAAGCAUCAGCAUGUAGUUGAUUUGGUGGGAAUCGUGACAAUUAUGAUUGAAAAUUGUCCCCCAGUUCCACUCAUCAGCACACCGUUGAGUUCAUCGAUGCAGCUGAGCAUUCAAUAUAGCGUGAAUAAUAUGGAGCGCUUCAUGGUGAAGAAAAAUAUCGUAAUAGACCUGGCACGAAUUUCGCACUCACUGGAUUUGUCCAGUCCUAAGUUGCCAUACACAAUAUUCGCCGCUCUGAAGCCGCUUGAGACACUUUCCCGCAUCAUGAGCUGUCCGCCGUCCGAUCAGAAUACGAAUCGCGUCAAGACCCGACAAGCGACCGCUGAGGCCGCUGCAGCCGCGAGGGACCAACCAGGCACAAGCACAUCAGAGAGUACUAACGCACUGUCCAUGUCAGGCUCAGGGGAUGAAGAAAACAUGGACCAUCGCAGUGCAAUGAGAUCCGACAAUGAGGAGGAAGACGCUAAUGACGGCAAUGAUGGGAAUGCCGACUACGAUGAUAACUCCUACGAUAUUGACUCUACUAGCUUAAGUGACCAAUCAGUUGACCUUUGUGGGCCUAGUCUUCCUGCCACUUUGAAGAGUGUGCCAACCUCCAUGCACUGGUGGAAUGAAGAGUCCAAACUGCUUGACGGAGACUCCGAGGCAGAUGCCGCCACUGUUGUUGGAUACGAUAUUACAAAUGUGGUGCUGAAAUAUCGCGCUGAGGAUGUGGCCAAAUGUGAGGAAAACAUAAAAAUAUACAUUGAACAAAAGCGAAAGGAAAGAGAAGAAGAUAAAAAAGCAAGCUCCUCCUCGAGUCAUAACGACCAUUCCAGAGUCACUUCCAUGGAUAUUUUCGAACCGUCAUCGGCCGGCCCUGUGGCUGAGACAAGAUGGCCUAGCGCAAGUGCGAGCGCAAGCUCUGGAUCUGCAGGUCCAAGCAGAGUAAUCGAUCAUGCUCAGCUAGCCAGAAACAGAGAUGCUAUCCAUUGCUUGGCAGCCGCAGCCCCGUUUGUCAGCGAAAGGAGUGCGGACAACAUUGUGCACUCGGCCAUCCGCACCUGGCCCAGGCCCAACGACCAGCCCCUGCCUCAGCCCCCAAGCUCGGCCGAACAGCCCUACGGAUCAUACGAGGCUCUGGUCACUUUCGCUCCCAGUUUCGACCAAGACUUACCUUCUGUGGAGAUCAGAACCGACGGAGCAAGAGUUGACGAUGAGUACUCGAUGCCGAUCGUUCACAGCUAUCAGCCGUCGCCCAUCGACUCUUCGGACCCGCCUGAUGAUCCUCCCUCCCAACCAUCAAGCCAAGCUUAUAAUGAUCCUCCCUCCCAACCAUCAAGCCAAGGUACCUGUCACAGAUUGCAACGAAUGAGCGCACGCAGUAGCAAUGGCGCGGGAGAAGCGGCCACCAGCGGUGCGGCAAGUUUGGCCACUCUGGAAGUGAACGCCGACUUCCCCAACGCUCUGCCUCCAAACAUCCAAGCCGAAGUGCCCGCUCAACAGAGUUUGGAGCAGCAACGCCAAGCGGCCGCUGCAGCCAAUCCCAACGAACCUAUGUAUCCAGCUGCAUUAUUCGAGAUGCAUGAUCGCUUUGUCAGACAUGUAACUGGAACCAAGGACCUGUCUUCUCUUCUGAGAGCUGCGGGACUAAGAGGUCCUCGAGGGGGCGGCAGACCAAUCCUCGACUACGAGAGCAUCUGCUGUCUGCUCAUCCUGCUAUUCAUCGACGAUACCCCUCUCAACACUAUCAGUCUGAAUCGCGUCUUCAGAAAUCUCUGCUAUCACGCACCUACGCGAGACUGGAUCAUAAUGUCGUUGCUUUCGAUAAUGGAGAAGAGCAAUGAGGGUCCUCGAGGGGGCGGCAGACCAAUCCUCGACUACGAGAGCAUCUGCUGUCUGCUCAUCCUGCUAUUCAUCGAGGAUACCACUCUCAACACUGUCAGACUGCAUCGCGUCUUCAGAAAUCUCUGCUAUCACGCACCUACUUGGACACGAAUGGAAUCAGCCAGUACAUGGUUGAAUAUCAGCAUGGACGCUGCCCUCGGAUGUCGGGCCACAGUGUUCCAUGUCAACAAGAUCCCUGGCAGAAGGACUGGCACCAUUACCAUAAAUCAGCAGGCUGCUCCAUUUGUGUACAGACACUGUCUGGAGCUGUUGAUCUCGCUGGCCAAGACCUUCCCGGUCUCGUUUGUGCCGAAAGUGCAGGCUACCACGACUAACAGCAGUAGCAGCGACGCAAAUAAGAAGAAGGACGGCACCACCUUCUGGGAAAUUCUAGUCAGACUGGACGCGUCUUUCAACUCGAAGAAAGGCAAGAGCACACCAAAGAACAUGCAGAUCAAGCAGCAAAUCGAGCACACCAGCCUGGACACUGCGCCGUUCGGCCAACUGUUAAGGAUGCUUGCCUCGCCCGUAGUCAACAAGAGCUCGCAUCUCCUCAACAAACUGCUUCGACUCUUGGCAGUUGUCUCGUCUGCCUUGCAGGUGUACAAAGAACCGGAGCAGAUUGCUGGCGAUGGCUUUGGAAUCCUGAGCAAUGACACUUUGCGUCAUGUGUCGGUUGUGGCCGAUGUGCUCACAUCGACUUGCUGCACCGAGGAGGGCAUUCAGGAUGCCACCGCACUUCUGCUCCACAUGUCCGUUCGACUCGAGCCAAUCAGAGAGCCGAUUCAAAACAUGUUGCUUAACAGUUGCAAUAGUUUGGCACAGAAACUCAACGAAGAAAUAAAGACGUUGAUGAAAGAAGUGAUCGCCUACCGGAAAGCCAGCAAGGCGGAGAACGAAGAAAAGAAUGAUGAAACCAAGACCGUCGGAAAAGGAUUCUUGAGGAGUCGGUUUACGAAUGAUACAGUAGUGGUGUCCGCUCCAAAGAGGGUGAAGACCGGUCUCGAUCUUCAACUGUCUGCAAUGGGACCUUUGAUCUCAAAAACAUCCAGCCAAGCCUCCAUGUUGCGUCUUUUGAAAGUCAUUGUCCAAAUCAGAAGUUCAACUCGCGCUUUUGAAACAAGAAAUGCAAAAAAAGACGACGAAGAAAAUGAUGAUGAUGAGGAAGAGGAAGAAGAGGAGGAUGAGGAAGAAGAGGAGGAUGAGGAGUUAUUCCUGCAGGAAGAGGCGAGAAGCAAUGACAGGCAAGCUGAUGAAGAUGGCCAAGGAGCUGGCAGAGAGAGAAGGAGGAAUACUCCUACACCUCUCAGCCAAAUGCUAAAGCUGGAUGAUCUGUGGACUUCGCUCAGUGACUGUUUGUGUCAACUUGACAAGACUCAAGACACUCACGCCUGUCUCGUUUUGCAGCCGGCCGUCGAGGCGUUCUUUAUAGUGCACGCCAGCAGCGCAGAGGCUGCAGUACCCAGCAAAGGAAGCGAGCAAGGCAGUUGUAGUCAGGGCAGUAGCCAGGCCACAAGCAACCAGGGCAGUAGCCAGGCCACAAGCAGCCAGGGAGGUGCUGGCCCCUCGAGUGAGUUGGCCGCUCCGCCCCCUCUCUCGCCUCUGCCUACUGAUGGCUUGGAGAGUGAACCAUCAUCACAACACGAAACUACCCAAUCCAAGUUCCUCAAAUUUGCCGAAACGCACCGUACAGUGCUGAAUCAGAUUCUGCGCCAGAGCAGCACGCCACUUGUGGACGGGCCUUUCUCGGUGUUGGUCAAUCAUGCCCGCUUGUUGGACUUUGACGUGAAACGACGUUACUUCCGCAGUGAGCUGGAGCGUGUUGACGAGGCGGUUCGUCGCGAAGAAUUCGUUUUGAACGUCAAUAGGGCAUCCAUCUUCAAGGACUCCUUCGACGAAUUGCACAGUUGUACUCCUGAAGAAUGGAAGAAACGCUUCUACAUCGUCUUCGAAGGGGAAGAAGGGCAGGACGCCGGAGGCCUGUUAAGAGAAUGGUAUAUGAUCAUAUCGAGGGAGAUUUUCAACUCGGAUUAUGCACUUUUCACUACAUCGGAGGGCGACAAAGUGACGUACACUAUAAAUACCUCAUCGCACUACAACCCGAACCAUCUUCUCUACUUUAAAUUCGUAGGAAGGGUAAUUGCAAAAGCAAUCUAUGACAACAAACUUCUCGAUUGCUACUUUACUCGUUCCUUCUACAAGCACAUUCUGGGUAUUCCGAUCAAGUACACGGAUAUGGAGAGUGAGGAUUUCACUUUCUACAAAAGUCUCGCCUACUUGAAGGAAAACCAUAUCUCUAGCAUUGGAUCUGAUUUGACAUUCAGCACAGAGGUGCAAGAACUUGGAGUGACUGAGGUGAGGGAACUGAAACCAGAUGGACAAAAAAUACCCGUCACUGAAGAGAACAAACUCGAGUACAUACAUCUGGUUUGUCAAAUGAAAAUGACUGGAGCCAUCCGCAAGCAACUGGAUGCUUUCCUCGAAGGAUUUUACGACAUCAUUCCCAACCGACUGAUAAGUAUUUUCAACGAACAGGAACUUGAAUUGCUCAUUUCCGGCCUACCCAACAUUGACAUUGAAGAUCUCCGAGCCAACACUGAGUAUCACAAGUACCAGCCCAGCUCCCUCCAGAUUCAAUGGUUUUGGAAAGCCCUACGUGAAUUCAACCAAGCUGAAAGGGCAAAGUUCCUUCAGUUCAUGACCGGCACGUCGAAAGUGCCACUCCAAGGUAUGAAUGGAGACCAGAAAUUGCAGAUACACCGUGAUGAGAGGUCAACCGACAGACUUCCCUCGGCUCAUACCUGUUUCAAUCGACUUUACUUGCCUGUUUAUGAGGACAGUCAGAAGCUAAGGAACAACCUUCUCAAAGCGAUUCACGAAUGCUCGGAGGGCUUCGGAUUCGCUUAAGGGGACACGGAAUCCCUAUCCUACUCCAUGUUAACAUAAGGAACAUUUUCUAAAAAACUACUCAACCGAUUGCUUUCAAAUUUUCAACAUGCUUUUAUAGGCACUUCCUUUAAUAGCUGAGUUAAUUUCAAAAGCGUACUAACCAUGGAAAUGAAUAAAAAAAAAUUCUCAACUUGCCUUUUUAGUCUUACAUUUUCAACAAGAAAAUAUUUUUUUAAAUAACUAUUUUUGGAUGGAUCAAUCUGGAAAUAACUCAGCAUAUGUAACGUACAGAGGCCAGUAACGUGUAAAAAUUUCAUCAGGAUAACUCUAUUACUUUUUGAGAAAAUGUUCCUUAUGUACCUUAAAAUCAAAAUUCUCAGGAAAGGCAAAAAACUAAACAGUUUGUCAAUAUUAGCUCAAGAUGCAAAUAUUAUGUAUUCAAGUGAACUCCUCACUCACCUAAUACAUCCCAGGAUCAUGGGCAGGCAUUUCUUCAAAAUCUUCAGCCAAUCUCUUGGCAUUAUAAUGUUGGAUAACUAGUUCGUAGAUUAUAAAUAGUAGAACCAGAAAAAAUAUUCACGAAAAUCGUCCAAAAAUCUACUAAAAGCUGCGAACCAUACAAUAUCUUGUAAACAGAACAAACUAACCAACAAAACGAGCUACACAUUGGCAUUUGGCAGAUUUGAAAACAUAUGACUGAAAGUAUUGCCAACACAAUAUCAAAAGAAUCAUGGAAAUCGGUCAUUCCUUCCAAAAGUUAUAUUGUUUUGAAAAAUUUUGUGAUUCAACAAAUUAUUGGGUAAAAUGGAGAAUGACAUCAUAUUCUUUGAAGAUUUUAUUUUAUAUAAAGUAUUCAUGCAAAUAUCAAGUGUUAUACAUUGAUUAAUUCACAAAAGAAUACUCUAUCAGAUGGCGCUAAAAUUCAAAAAUUGAUAUUUUUUUCAUUUUUUGCUUUCCGUGUGUCCUUAAUCCACUUUAAUCUUGUAAUAUAGUUUGUGUAUUUGUUUCAUAUUUUGUAAAUAUCAUGAAACUACCUGUUGUUUAAAUAAUUUCGAGACUGAAAGACGAAUAUAUUAAAUGUGUAUAAAUAUAUAUGUAAUUAUAUAUAUAUUUUUUUGUAAUGGAUGAAAAUAACUAGUUCUUCGAGUCUAUAGAGACACUGUAUUCUUUUUUAUUUUGUAUCAAUAAUUUUGAAAAAUAAUGAAUAUUGUAAAAUAUCAUUUAAUUGCUAAUAUCAAUUGAUGCUAAAUUUCCCAUAAAUUCAAAGAUGAUAAAUUACUCAUGUACUGUAAUCAUGAUGAAAUUAUAUUGUUUCAUAGAUUCAUAUGUAAUGAAAUCAAGUGAUAUCUCAUAUUGUUUUUGAUAUUAAACACUUCAUUAACUUAUUAUAUUUUUUAAUAGUUCACUUGAAACUAAUAUUGUUUCUUAUAUUAAUAACUUCUUUAUCAUAUUUUUCUAUAAUUAAAAAUGUAAGUUUUUCAGAACAUAAAACAAAAUUGAGUUCAUGUGUUGAUGCCAUUUGAAUUUAAUGGAGUUUGGCGCUGAGUAGUUAGUUUCCAAUCAUCCCCGUCUAGUGGCACACUCUAGUGCAUAAUUGUUUGUUUGUUUUGUAGUAGCCAUAUUACUUCAUAAAAAAGGAUGGGUUUUGUUGUGAAUCUAAUCUUUAUUACUUUUAUGAUAGGCCUAUCAAAAAAUGUUGAUAGUUUGUCAAUAAUAAAUACUUGUAACAAUAAAAUCACUUCGCUUAUAAUUAUGGGCUACUAUACUUGAUUCAAAUAAAAACAAUAUAAGACUUUCAGUACCCUUUUAUUAAAAACUUAAAAAUAUUUUAGUGACUACUUUCAUUCAUUGGUCAUUUUCAAGUUAAAAUAAUGUUAAAUAUUAAACCGUUAAAUAUUUUAAAGU